GUUUAUGCAGCGCCUGGCGAUUACGUCAUCGGUGAGGGACAGUGUUGUCAUUCUUGAAAUGUGGGAAGCAGUUGUCUUUCAGUUUGGCUCUUUUUGAAUUUUGUGUCAAAUUUUAAAUCAUAAGACAUAAAAAUGGCUGACUACUGGAAGUCGCAACCAAGGAAAUUCUGUCAGCACUGCAAGUGCUGGAUUGCGGACAAUAAACCGAGCAUUGAAUUCCAUGAAAGAGGGAAGAAUCACAAAGAAAAUGUGGCUGCCAAAAUUUCAGAGAUUAAAAAGAAGAGCAUGGAAAAGGCGAAGCAGGAGGAACGUAUGUCUAAACAGUUUGCAGCGAUGGAGGAGGCUGCGCUGAAGGCAUAUCAGGAAGAUCUAAAGAGAAUAGAAAGAGAAUCAUCAGGCUCAAGUUCACCAGCCCAAACAACAACAACAACAACAACAAAGCCACAGCCUCAGACAAAACCCCAGCUGAAAAAACAGCAAAAGAAAGAAGUGAAAGCAAGGAAGAAGACCACAACGCAAACAGAAAUGCCGAUUUGGAUUGAAGGACAGACAGAUGAUGGACGCACAUACUAUUACAACACAAUAACCGACGAAUCUCAAUGGGAUAAACCUGAGGGUUUCCAGGGAGAAAGUUCUGCAUCUGCACAGCCUGGACAAACUGAGAACUCUUCAGGCUGUCCUUGGAUGGAAGCCAUCAGUCCUGAUGGAUAUACGUAUUAUUACAAUACAGAGACCGGAGAGUCGAGCUGGGAGAAGCCAGAAAACUUUCCAUUGGCAUCUGGAUCUGGGUCUGAGUCCAGCAGAGAGGGACAGGGUCAGGAGGAGCCUUCAACCCCUCAGCCGGAGCCACUCUCAGGAGGAGAGGAGAGCUCCAACGGGACCCCGGUAUCUCAGGAGGCUGAAGUCCAUGAACAAGCCAACCAACAGCCCAGAGUCCCAAAGAUCAGCUUCAGGAAAAGGAAAGCAGAGGCUGAGCCCUCAGAAAAGGAAGGAGAAGAUAAAGCUAGUGAAGAUACUCCUCAAGAGGAUGCUAAAGAGAUGAAAAAAGAGGAGAAGGUCCCAUACACAGCUGACCCUGAGAAGAAAAAGGAAGAGGUGACACAAGGGGAGAGACGAGCCAAAAGGCCAAAAGUUGCCAAUCCAUAUGGAGCCUGGGAACAGAUCCAGGAAGAGGAGGAUCCAUAUGCCAAGGUGGACUUACAGUUGCCCCAGGUGGAAGGAAGCACAGCCAGUGCUUCGGCUGACCUGCCACCAGAGCCCAAACCCAAGUUCAAGGAACGCAUCAUCACCAGCCUCAGAGAGGAAGGCGGACCUGCUUCAUUUAGAAAAAACAAAACACAGAACGGCAAAUCCAGGAACCUCCGACAGAGAGACGAAGAUGAUUGACCCAAAGAUACAAAAACUCAGGCAGAGUGCAGCAGAAUGAGGCUUUUACCAAAUAAAACUCUUUCUAGGAUUUCUUUGACAUUUGGAUGCAUCAUUUUUAUCUUUUAGGUGUAUUCAGAAUCUUUUGUUUUGUAUUAACAUUAGGACAUACUGGCUUAAGAAACUUCAAGAUGUGUAUGCACAAUCAGUGUUUAUUACUUCUGUCAUAAUGAAGGUGUACAACACUCAUUGUCUUCAGGUUGGUAUUACAAUUAUUAUAGAAUCCAGGUAUGAUAGUUUUGAGAAUGUGAAAUUUCUUUCUGUUGUCUGGUGAAUGCAGAUGCACCUAUACAGCGCAAUUGGCUUUUUGUAUGUUCCAUAUCCAUAUUUUUUUUUAACCUGUGUAAGUUAUGAAAAGCUAGUAAGGUAAGUUGUGUUAACAUAGUGGAGUUUUGUCAGUUAAAGUGAAAGGCUGUCAUAGUAUAAGAUGGGAACAUGUGGUCUCAAUAAAUAACUGUCCAGAGACUGAAAACUUUCUCAGUAAAGAUCUUUUUCAAAAUGCAACUGAAUGGAGGCAAUGUUUUUCUGCUACUACUGAACAAAGAAUGAUCAUGAAAAAAUCCAGCUGGCACACGCAUGCAGGGUGUGACGUGCUUUGGGGACAGCGUGUGUAUAAAGCUGAUAGAUGGUUUACCACACCCUGUUUGGCAACGAACCAUGAACAGUGCUGAUGUUUGCUUAUGCUCAAUGUAAAAAGUCAACUUUACAUUACUUGUAUUUAAUUACUAUAAUGU
Molecule: messenger RNA, 2159 nt
Organism: Monopterus albus (swamp eel)
Lineage: Eukaryota; Metazoa; Chordata; Actinopteri; Synbranchiformes; Synbranchidae
Gene: wbp4
Product: WW domain binding protein 4
Exons: 10
Coding region: 133-1386 (417 amino acids)
Biological process (GO): mRNA splicing, via spliceosome
Cellular component (GO): precatalytic spliceosome; nucleus
Molecular function (GO): zinc ion binding; protein binding; RNA binding
Source: RefSeq, a predicted model, not a curated record